Entamoeba invadens IP1 is the source of this 3990-nucleotide messenger RNA. Its product is annotated as protein serine/threonine kinase, putative. Gene Ontology annotation, molecular function: ATP binding; protein kinase activity. NCBI's taxonomy places the organism in Eukaryota, Evosea, Mastigamoebida, Endamoebidae. The transcript has a single exon. The record is from RefSeq and is a predicted model, not a curated record. The coding region runs from base 1 to 3990 and encodes 1329 amino acids. Gene Ontology annotation, biological process: protein phosphorylation.
AUGAAAAGUGCGUUUCAUUUGUUUGUAACACUAUUUGUCUUUGCACUCUCUGUAUGUCCACCUGAAAAUAUCAUCACAACUACUAUCGAAACAACAGACGUAUGCAAGUUAUCUUCUAUCAAUAUUCAGAACAAAGCAACUUUAAUUACAAAAGAGUCUUCUUCACUUACAUUAGACUCGACACUCACUGUAAACUCUAACUCAAAACUUUAUAUGAAAAAUUCGUCGAAAAUCACAACAAGUAGUCAACUGAGUUUAGUUGCGUCAAGUGAACUUUCACUGGAGGGAAAUUCCGUUUUAAAUGUUGGCACUUUCUAUGUCGGUGAAACUAUGAAUAAAGUUACUCUUAAAGAUAACACUCGAUUUACACACACCUCACCUUCCCAAAUUUCUGAUGUAACUGCCAUACUCUACGGUAAUUCUAUAUUCACUUUAGGUAAUGUUGCUUUUAUUGAUUCUGCAAAUUUUGUUAUGAAUGACCACUCCACCCUUACAGCAACUUCACUUGUUGUGUACUCCAACGUGAAUUUGGUAUCCAACACUGACAACCCAAUAUUAGUCUCUGCUAAUCUUAACGUAGGAACGUCUGCAAGUACUUUAACACUCAAAAGUUCUACUCGAGGAAUUCAAUACAUAAUUGGAGGUAUAAGUUGCAUGGGAAGUUUAUCUACAGAUUCUUUGAGUACAAUUUAUUCGUCUGUUGUAAAGAUAGAAAACAGUUGUGUGUUGGGUGUAUCUAAAACAAGAAACUAUCGCGACCUUCCUAUUUUUCUAGUUGAAAACAAAAUUGAAUUUGGCAGUACCGUCUUAUUUACACACACAAAUGGAGACGUCUUUGAUAUUGCAGCUUCCAAAGAACCAAUUGCAGGUUCUAUUCCUAUGGGAUUCAAAUUUCUUUUGAAUAAAAGGCUAUUAAGAUAUGGGAGUUCUACAACAGUCUUUUGUCACUUAAAACAAUCAAAUGGAGGGAGUACAUACAUAUUUGUGGAACCAUAUUGUCCAUGUGAUGGGUGUUUCAUUACUCCAUUCAAAAAUGGAGAGGGUGUUGUUAUCAAUAAAAACACAUCAUUGAAAACAGCGAUUGUGUAUGACCAAAAUGAAGUGAAUGUACUUUUUGUCAACGGAGAUGCCAUUUCUUUUGCACUUGUUGAUAACUAUGCAGUUAAUUUAAAUGUAACAGAAGUGUCACAGAUCACAACUAAAGGUGUUUCAGCAUCUAAAAGAAUAUUAUUAACAUCAAAAGAAGGAUUCACACAUGAUGGAAUACUUUGUGAUGUUGGGUAUAUCACUGGUGAUAAGUUAAAAUGUUUGUUUCCUAAAGAGUGUCCGACUGGUGGAGUUAAUCCACUCACUAAGAAGUGUGAAACAUGCAAGAAAGCGUCUUGUGACAAAUGUGAUGGUGUUGAUGGAAAUUGCUUUCGGUGUAUUGGUGGUACAAUUCUUAUUGAUGGAAAGUGUGUUCGAGAUACCAACUGUCUUUAUGCUGAACAUCGAUUUUGUGUAAAGUGUAAAGAGGGAUACAAAAGAGUUGGAGCGUUGUGUGUGAGAUUGACUGACCAAAGGUGUCAAAUUGGAGUAGAAAGCAAGUGUGUGUUAUGUGACACGACUCGUAAUUAUCUGAAUGUUAAUGGUGUGUGUGUAGAUCCACCAGAGAAUUAUAUCGGUAUCAAUCAAGGUACUAUUGUGUCUUGUAUUAAAGGAUAUUAUGUAUUUGAUUCAAAGUGUUUGGGGUGUUCAUCUUCGCUAGCAAAUAGUGAACUUUGUGAGGACAAUAAAAUUACAAAGUGUUUAGUCAAUUACGAAGUAUCAAACAAUGGAAGCUCGUGUUUACCAACCACUUGUUCUGUCACAACAAACACUUUGAAAGAGUCAAAUGGACAAUGUGUUUCCCCUAUUACUAAGUGUCUUCAAAUCGUCAAUUCAAAAUGUGUUGAAUGUGAAUUUGGAGUCAACUUGGUUUAUGACACAAAUCAAUGUGGGACAUCUCUUCCCAUUGGGUGUGAAGAAGUUCAUAGUGUGGGUUGUCGUCGCUGCACUUCUGGAUAUUUUUUAGAGUCGGCCUCACAAACGUGUUCAAAGUGUUCGUCGGAAUGUAAAGACUGUUUUGGUUCAUCUACAAAAUGCACUUCAUGCGAAGAGGGUGAAUACCUUACGAAUUCAACUUGUCAGUCAAACGAACUUUUACGUGAAAAGUGUUCAACAGUGAGUGUAAGUGGUUCUUUGUGUUAUGUGUGUAAACCCGGCUACUUCAGAGUUGGUCUUGAUUGUCAGUCCUGUAAGCCAGAAUGCAAAACGUGUUUAACAUCUAACAAGUGUUUGGAAUGUAAUUCAGUGUACUUUAAAAGUAGUGAUGGUGAGUGUCUUCUCCGUUCUUCGAUCAUCGGGUGUUCGACCGAAAUAACCUCAAUAGGGUGUUCCAAAUGUUCUGAAGGGUAUUACCAAUACAAAGAAAAUAUGUGUGCUUCCUGUGAUUCAAAGUGUUCGACCUGCACUUCUGGAGACAAGUGUAACACAUGUCAAAAAGAUUAUGUAUUAGUUAAAUCAAUGUGUUUGCCAUUUAAUAUGAUAGCAGAGUGUAAAGCCGCACGAAAUUCCGAGUGCACUCGUUGUUCUUUUUGGUAUGUCCCAAGUAGUGAUGGGUCAUAUUGCGAACAACAGAUAGUGUGGUGGGUUGUCUUGAUAUCCAUAUUAUUCUGUUUUCUAUCCAUUGUAUUUAUAUUGAUAUCGUUGUACUACUUCAUCAAGAAAAUAGUGAAGAAGAACAAGAUGAUUGAGAUGGAGAACAAGAUGACUAUAUUUGAUAUGAAUCGUUCAAAUGUAUCAUUCACACGACUUGGAACACUUUCAGUCAACUUACCAUUUGUCGACUUCAAUUCGGAUUCUACAGAACUUCCUGUCAACACAGAAAGCCGCCAACUACUUUGCGUUGGCAACUCAACUUCAGACACUUUAAAGGUUCAAAUCACUACAGCAACAUGCGAGGAGAAAUACACUCUACGUGUGUUGCCACCAGUUGCUGUUCUCCGUAAAGGUUUAGCAUGCGAAUUUGAGAUAUACAUAACACCACAUUACACCUGUACCAUAUCAUCAAAGAUUGCAAUUGUAUCAAAGAAUUAUGCCACCGGACUUGAAACAUGUGAAGCUGUUGAAGUGAAAGGUACAACGUUGAUAUCCACUCGCAUAGACCCAGCCGAGCUUAGUGAAAUAGAGGUACUUGGGAAAGGGUCUUUUGGCAUUGUGUGGAAAGGGAUAUACAGACACAACAUUGUUGCAAUCAAAAAGAUGAAAGAGAUGAGUGACAGUGGAAUGCAAGAACUUGAAAAGGAAGUUGCGAUGUUAGAUAAGUUCAGGUGUGAGUACAUUGUCGCAUUUUAUGGGGCGGUUUUCAUCCCAAGUAAAGUGUGUAUGGUCACUGAAUUUGCACCAUUUGGGAGUCUUCAGGACUUAAUGAGAAAACGAAGUAAAAAAGAUGUUCAGUUAUCACUUCGACUUAAAAUGAUGUGUGAUGCUUGUAAAGGCAUUUUGUAUUUACAUGAAAAUGGCAUUUUACACAGAGAUAUCAAGCCAGACAAUACCUUAAUUUGCUCAAUGAGUUUGAAUGAGAAAGUUAAUGCGAAAUUGACUGACUUCGGGUCAUCAAGAAAUGUAAAUUUGAUGAUGACCAAUAUGACAUUCACUAAAGGCAUCGGAACCCCUACAUACAUGGCACCUGAAGUGUUAAAGAAUGAAAAAUACACUAAAAGUGCAGACGUGUAUUCAUUUGCGAUAACCAUGUUUGAAGUGUUUGGGUGGCAAGAUGCUUACAACCAAGACAUAUUCAAAUUCCCAUGGAAAAUCGCUGAAUUUGUGACUUCAGGGCAACGACCAGAAAGACUUGAUGACAUCCCUCUCUCCGUCUUUGUGUUGAUUGAAUGUGCUUGGGGACGUGUUCCCAAAGAACGUAUAUCAAUACAGAAGUUAGUAGUCGAAUUAGACAAAAUAGCACUCUAA